AUGACAGCGAUAACGAUUUUUAUCAUAAUUAUUUGGAUAUUAUUUCAUCCCAUUUCAUUACGUACAGGAAAAAUUAAAGUUACAAUAAAUAAUUUCAGCUCACCCAAAGUUUUCCUCAAAUCAUUGAGUCAACCAAAGGGUCACAUUGACUCGUGCAGUGGCUUCAGCAGAGCACCCUUCCAAUUCUUUAAGACCUUCGAUUGGAUACCAUCAUUCCCAGGCGCUUUCCCACAGGUUAGGCAGUCGAUGGCUGUGCUAAGCCUUUUUUUAGCAGACAGGAUUGGGCUUAUUGAUUUCUUGAUGCAACCUGAGUACUGCUGCAGAAGUCCUUUCAGUAAUGCUGGCACAUCAAGGGCUGUCUGCUGGAUUCGGUUUAAGGCAGCACCGACGUUCUCCAAACCUCUGAUGAACUGCUGGGUUUUUUGGGUUGUUGAUACAUCUAGUAUUACUGCGUGGGCGCCACUUUUUUUUUUAGAAAAAUUCAACUUUUUUGGCUUAAGACGCAUUAUGCUAACCACCAGAGCAUAA
Molecule: messenger RNA, 528 nt
Organism: Helobdella robusta
Lineage: Eukaryota; Metazoa; Annelida; Clitellata; Rhynchobdellida; Glossiphoniidae
Exons: 6
Coding region: 1-528 (175 amino acids)
Source: RefSeq, a predicted model, not a curated record